Messenger RNA from Helianthus annuus (common sunflower), 1223 nucleotides. RefSeq lists its product as uncharacterized. The transcript is spliced from 2 exons. The record is from RefSeq and is a predicted model, not a curated record. Lineage: Eukaryota; Viridiplantae; Streptophyta; Magnoliopsida; Asterales; Asteraceae. Bases 369 to 995 code for a protein of 208 amino acids.
AGCCCAUUAGCAAAAUUCUGCAUAUAAAAAGGGCCACACCCUUACUAUUGUUUCAUUCUGAGCAAACAAUCAACAAGAACAGAACCAACACACACCACGUUUCUCUUCCUCUCUCCGGCGAUCUGGGCGGCGGCGGAGCCGCUGUAGUCGGCGGCGGUCCGACGAGAUGCCGGGGGCCACUUUUCCGGCCAAACACCCCCCCUCCCUCCUCCGAUCGUCCUGUUUUCCCGACAAUCCAAACACCGAGCACCCCUUUCCCCUUUUGCCUUCAUCAAAACGGAGCACCACCACCACUGUUGGGUGGUGGUGAUGUGCGGCGGCUACAAUCAGGGAGGAGAGAGAGAGACUCGGGAAGAGAGAGAGUCGAGAUGGGAGAGAGGAUCGCCGCUCACGGCGGCGGCGGUGACGAAGUCAGGCGGAGGCGGAGUCAGACGGCAGAGACAGCGGGGUCGGAGACUCGGACCAGUAGUUUAUGUCUUGGACCGGUGGUUUGUGUUUCGGACCGGCGAUCAGUUCGUUUAUCCAGUCGGUCCAUUUACCCGGUGAUCGGUGAAGAUGAUGAUGAGUUCCUGUUUCCGUCAACCGCAGGCGGUGGUGGUCAGCGGUGGUCCGAGACUCGAACCGGCGGUCUUCGUUUUUGUCCAACGAAUUUCCGUUUCGCAGCGGCUCAACAAAUCAACAGGGGUGGUGUCUAUGUUCAGUUCGUUUCGGGAUGGUUCGAGUCAAACCCGGUUGACUCGGUCAACACCCGAGUCAACUCGGGUCAACAACAGUCCAAGCACGGUCAGCUUAUGGGUCAACUCGGUCCGGGUCAGCAGUGGUCAACAAGAUCAGUUCGGGUGAUGCUUCGGGUUCGGGACUCGGUUCGGCUCGGUCUCGGUUCAGUUGACUCAGUCAGCGAGUCGACUCAGUCAAGACUCGUCUCAGGUCAACAAGUUCAACUCGGUUCGACUCGGUUCCUCACGGCUCGACUCAGUUCAACUCAGUCAACGUAACAAGUCAACUCAGCGGGUCAACCCGGUUGACUCGGUCAGCUCAGCCGGUUAACUCAAUUAGCUUUUUCGUCACGAGGAUGGUAAAGAUUUAGGAAGAUUAUUAUUUACGUUCGUUUGUUAUUUUUAUACGCGAAAUCGAGCUCAAACCGAUCUAUUUAAAUAUGCUUUACAUCUUUAUAUAACUGACGAAAUCUCAUAUAUUGAUUAUAUUGGUUGAAUUUGAUUGAA